This is a messenger RNA of Fusarium fujikuroi IMI 58289, 1092 nucleotides long. Its product is annotated as related to D-amino acid oxidase. The coding region runs from base 1 to 1092 and encodes 363 amino acids. NCBI's taxonomy places the organism in Eukaryota, Fungi, Ascomycota, Sordariomycetes, Hypocreales, Nectriaceae. Gene Ontology annotation, molecular function: D-amino-acid oxidase activity; FAD binding. The transcript is spliced from 2 exons. The record is from RefSeq and is a predicted model, not a curated record.
AUGACUAACUCUAGAAACCACAGCGCUGGAGUCAUAGGACUAUCCACAGCCCUUCGAGUUCAAGAACAGACUCUUUCGCAGAACAACCCACCAUCCAUCGUCAUCAUCGCACGAGACUUCCCCAACGAGACGUCCAUAAACUAUGCUACGCCUUGGGCCGGCGCGCAUUAUAGACCAUGCCCAGGGAACACUCCUCAGCUACUUCAAGAGGCAGUAUGGGCGAAGAAGACAUACGACACGCUUGACAGUUGGCCUGAGAAAGACAAACUCGCCGCUGGUGUGGAAUUCAUGCCAGGAGAAGAGUUUUUCGAAAACCCAGCGCCUGAGUAUGUCGAUGUUACCAAGGAUGCAUCAAAGUCGGUGUACGCUCACCUCGAAUCGAGCUUUGAACUUUUCAGCAGCAGUGAAUUGAGUGCUAUGGGUGAUUCUCUGCAACUGGGUUUUCGUUACCGGACAUACUCUCUCAAUAGUCCUCUAUAUAUAUCGUUUUUACAGCGCAGAUUUCAGAAUAGGGGAGGCCGUGUAAGGCAGUAUGCACUUGCAUCACUGGAAGAGGUCUUCUCUAUUGAAGCUUCUGUCUCUGUUGUGAUCAACUGUUCAGGCAUGGGCUUCGGUGACCCGAGAGUAUUUCCCAUCCGUGGCCAGACAUGUCUUGUCCGAAACCCAAUUCCCAAGACCAUAACACGCCAGAACUCGGAUGGGUCUUGGUCAUUCGCUAUUCCGCGACCUUUAGAAGGCGGAACUAUCAUUGGAGGCACCAAAGAGCCUCAUAACUGGAACCCUUACCCUUCAGCUGACACGCGACAAACUCUCUUAUCCAAUGCAGCAGAGUGGUUCCCUUUUGACAGCGAAGCCCCUGUAUCAGCUGACGUCAAGGAGUCCGAUCGCUUCGAUGUUGUCAGGGACAUUGUUGGUCGUCGGCCAGCGCGUGAAGGUGGCCUUCGCCUAGAAAUGGAGCGUCUCAAGCCAGGUGUUGUUGUUCAUGCGUAUGGUGUUGGUGGUAGAGGUCUUGAGCUAUCAUGGGGGAUCGCAGAUGAGGUUGUUAGUUUGCUCCAAAAGCAGGGCUAUUUUUCUUCACGAGCGCGUUUGUAG